Melanotaenia boesemani (Boeseman's rainbowfish) is the source of this 1741-nucleotide messenger RNA. It is a transcript of the gene qdpra, whose product is annotated as quinoid dihydropteridine reductase a. The coding region runs from base 94 to 804 and encodes 236 amino acids. Gene Ontology annotation, cellular component: cytoplasm. The transcript is spliced from 7 exons. Lineage: Eukaryota; Metazoa; Chordata; Actinopteri; Atheriniformes; Melanotaeniidae. The record is from RefSeq and is a predicted model, not a curated record. Gene Ontology annotation, molecular function: NADH binding; NADPH binding; 6,7-dihydropteridine reductase activity. Gene Ontology annotation, biological process: L-phenylalanine catabolic process; tetrahydrobiopterin biosynthetic process.
GAACGCCUCCUCUUCCUCCUCAUCUUUGUGUGUAUUUCAGCUGCAGCCCUGCAGCCCUCUCACACACUGCUGACAACUGAAUACAGCAUUAACAUGGCCACUAACCGGGUGAUAGUGUAUGGCGGAAGAGGCGCUCUGGGAUCCAAGUGUAUCCAGUACUUCAAAUCCAAAGGAUGGUGGGUCGCUUGUAUCGACAUGGUUGCUAAUGAGGAGGCGAAUGAAAACGUGAUUGUGAAGUUGACUGAAUCCUUCACCGAGCAGGCGGGACAGGUGACAACAGAUGUGGCCCAGUUGCUGGGGGAGCAGAAAGUGGACGCCAUCUUAUGUGUAGCAGGUGGAUGGGCGGGAGGAAACUGCAAUUCCAAAGACUUGUACAAAAACACAGAUUUGAUGUGGAAGCAAAGCGUAUGGACCUCCACCAUCUCCAGCCACAUCGCUGCCCGCCACCUGAAAUCUGGGGGGCUGUUGACUUUGGCUGGAGCUAAAGCAGCCCAGUCAGGAACAGGAGGCAUGAUAGGCUACGGCAUGGCCAAAGCUGCCGUCCACCAGCUGUGUCAGAGCCUUGCAGCAAAAAACAGCGGGAUGCCGCCAGGAGCUGCAGCUGUUGCAAUUCUACCCGUUACCCUGGAUACGCCGAUGAACAGGAAGUUCAUGCCUGACGCAGACUUCAGCUCCUGGACGCCGCUGGAGUAUGUUGCAGAAACGUUCUUUCAGUGGACCACGGGGGAAAACCGUCCAGCUUCAGGAAGCCUGAUGCAGCUCUUGACCUCCGGAGGGGAAACCCAGGCUGUGGCUGCUCAGUAGAGGACAGAGCAGAGCUGUGGAGGCACUGGUGGGGGUUGGUACGGCAGGGGGGAGAGAUAAAGAUGGAUGGGAGCAGAGAGAGGGCGAGAUGAGGAGAUGGAGAGGUACAGAGAUAGUAUAAAAAGAGGAGGGGGAGGAAGAGAGCCAGAAGGCGUGAUGAGGAGGGUUGGAGGGUGUGGAGGUGAAGAGGAGAGAGAGCGACAGAAUGGGGAAGGUGGAGAAGAGAUGGCCAGAUGGGUUUGUUGUGGAGGAAAAGGGGGGGGCAAGGGGGCUUUCUUUCAAAUACAGCCUCACAGCGCCAUCUAGCUGUAGAUCACCACAACUGUCCUGCUGUAACGGGCAAUCUGACUGUGUUAAAUCUCCACAAAAGGAUGGACCAUCAAAACUUAAUCAGAGUAUCCAAUUUCCUCUCAGAAAUCAGUGGUGUGACAUUGUGCCAAGUGAGAAACGUGUUAAUGUGUGUUGAAGGCUCAUUCAAGGAGUAUGCUGUGAAAACAAGCGCUAACAAAGAUGCAUAUUUGUGGAGCUUUAAAACUUAGUCAUGUUGUAACAUUGUGAUUCAAUGAUGGUGAUCAUUACAACAGUUAUGUGUUAAACUGCAGGAAGUUUAUGAGCUGACACCAUGUUAACGCUUUCAUGUCCACAUUACUUGUGUCCAUCCAGUGUUGCUAUUGAGAUCUGUUGUUUAGACCUUUUGUUUCCAGCUGUUGAUGUUGUGUGAAGGUCCUCUGCUAGUGUGGAAACUUUAAGAAAGCCGCUGUCUUCUCUCAAACGGACAAUAUACGUGAAAUUGGAGUGGCCUUAUAUUUAGUUUGUAGAAACCAAGUCCAAGUGUCCUUUGUGUGUCUGGUAUGAAAAAGCUGCUCUGGUCCUGUGGUCAGUGUUUUACCAUCUACCUGUAACUGUCAAAAUUUACAAUAAACUGGGUCAAAAUGAA